This is a messenger RNA of Phaeoacremonium minimum UCRPA7, 1044 nucleotides long. RefSeq names its product putative adenosine deaminase protein. Gene Ontology annotation, biological process: adenosine catabolic process; inosine biosynthetic process. NCBI's taxonomy places the organism in Eukaryota, Fungi, Ascomycota, Sordariomycetes, Togniniales, Togniniaceae. The coding region runs from base 1 to 1044 and encodes 347 amino acids. The record is from RefSeq and is a predicted model, not a curated record. The transcript is spliced from 4 exons. Gene Ontology annotation, molecular function: adenosine deaminase activity.
AUGCAGCAGAAUACGGAGGAGCUGGACUUCGUAGCGCUGCCAAAGAUUGAGCUUCAUGCGCAUCUGAGUGGCAGCAUCAGCCGCAAAUGCCUGCACGAGGUCUGGGAGCGCAAGAGCGCGGCCGGCGAGACGGAGCUGGCAGACCCCCUCGUCGAGAUGCCCGAUGGGAAACAUGACUAUGAUCUCAAGACCUUCUUUCCCCUAUUCUCUUCCUACAUCUACCAUCUUGUGAACGACGCAUGGGCUCUGAAUUACACCACUCGCUCCGUGCUGCAAGACUUCGCAGACGAUGGCGUCGUUUACCUGGAGUUGCGCACCACGCCUCGCGCACUGCCAAAAUCAAACCCGCCUCUAUCAAAGGCUGAAUACGUCCGCGCCAUCCUAGACGCUAUACGGGACUUCGAAGCGCAAGACUCGCGUCUGCGCACCAAGCUGAUUCUCUCCGUCGAUCGUCGGAACACUCUAGCAGAGGCCCUAGAGGUUGUUGAGCUCGUGCGGCAGUUUCACGGCAAAGGAGUAGUCGGCAUUGACCUGUGCGGCGAUCCGGCGCGCGGUGGGAUCGAAGCUCUCGCCCCUGCGUUCCACGAGGCCAAGAAGCUCGAGGGUCUAGGCAUCACGGUGCACUUUGCGGAGGCUGAGGCUUCAGGGACUGACGAGGAGCUCCUAAUGCUCCUCGAGUGGAAGCCCGACCGCAUUGGGCAUGUGAUUCACGUCAGCGAUCGUGUGCGCAAGGAGAUCAUAGCCCAUGGGAAGAUGGGGCUGGAGCUGUGCUUAAGUUGUAAUGUGCAUGCUAUGAUGAUCACUGGUGGGUUUGAGGCUCAUCAUUUUGGUGAUUGGCACAAAGUCGAUGACUGCGUAGUUGUGCUUUGUACGGAUGAUGUGGGUGUCUUUGGUAGCCCCUCGUCCAACGAGUAUCGCCUCGUAGCCAAGCAUUUCGGCCUGAGGAAGGAUGAUAUUUGCAGCUUGGCGAGGAGGGGAAUUGAGGUCAUAUUCGGUGGUGAAGCAGAGAGGGAGAGACUAAGGAGCAUUAUGUGGACGGCAUGA